UCGCGCCUCUUUCUCUCUCUCCCCCCUCUUCACAAAGAUUCUCUGUUGAAAUUUCCAUUCCGCUUCUCUCUCGCUUUCUUCUCUCCAUAAAUAUACGGUGCUCAGCUGCGGCGAUCGGACACAUUCCAUUGCCGCUUCUCCGCCAGCUAGCUAGAGCUCCAUAACUCCAUUCAUUCACUUCAUCUCUCACUCUGUCUCUGUUUCAAAUUUCUUCCACAAGUUGAUUGAAGCUUUUCGAUCACAGCUCAAACUCGCGGUUUCUUCUUCGUCGAUUCCUACCGGUUUGUAUUAUAAGGUUCCUUUCUUUUCUUUCAUGGAGAGGUCUCAAAGUGGAUUGAUCCUUUUCGUUGCUAGGCUGCAUUUUCCUAUCGCGCAAUUCUAGUAUCUCUGUAACAGUGUAACUCUGAGUAUUAAUUCCUUCCCUUGUGUAAAAUAUUAUUGUGCAUUAGGUUAUCCCAGAAAGUAACACAAAAUGUUAGACGCCUGGCUGAAGGGAAAGUUCUAUUCUAAAUGCAAGACGGGAAUCAGGAUGACCAAGACUCGGGUAGAUUUGAUACGGAAAAAGAGGAAUGCAAUGCAGAAGUAUUUCAACAAUGAUAUUGCCGAUCUUCUCAUGAAGGGCUUAGAUGUGAAUGCAUAUGGAAGGGCUGAAGGACUUCUGGUUGAACUCAAUCUAUCAAGGUGUUAUGAUUUAUUGGAGCAGUAUUGUCAGCAGAUCUCUGGCAAUCUUUCAGUCAUGAAUAAAGAGGGAGAGUGCCCUGAAGAUUGCAAGGAAGCUGUAUCAACUUUGAUGUUUGCAGCAGCAAGGUUUGCUGACUUGCCAGAAUUGCGUGAUCUCAGAACCAUAUUCACUGAUAGAUAUGGGAAAUCCAUUGAUUUUUUCGUCAAUAAAGAGUUUGUUGAAAAGCUGAAGGGAGAGAUACCAUGCAAGGACAUGAAGCUUCAGUUACUUCAAGACAUAGCAUCAGAGUGGGACAUAGAAUGGAACUCAAAGGCUUUGGAACAAAAGCUAUACACACCGCCACCAGCAACUUAUGAUGUAAAAUUGGAGAAAAGGGAAGAUGAUGAAUCAAACAAAUACAAUACACAGACUUCUCUUUCAGCUAAUGAUAGGAAUAAAGAAAACGAAUCUGCUCAUUUGAAGGUUCCCUUUCAUUACAAGUCAGUCCCUCCUCCAUACACUAAACCACAUGAACCUAAAAAGAAUGGCACUUUGGAUAAUGCUGAAAAUGAUAGGGUUGACAAAGAGGAGAGAGUGAAGCCCAAAUCAGUUAGAAAGGUAAGAGAGGCAGCGAAUGGUGACCAUGAAGAGAAAAAGCUGGACAAAUUGCUGGAGCAUUACAGCAAGAAGAAGGGUGCUUCAGAUAAACAAGAUGAAGAAUGUGGGUGCAGCAAAGUGUUGCCAAAGCGAAGAUCGAUAGAUUUUGGUUCGAGUGCUGGAGGUGAAACUACACCAAAAGGUGGUCAUCUUAGAGCAGCUUCAUAUAAUAUUGACACUUGUUGGAAUCCAAAUGCACACAUCCAUCCAAAGCUACCGGAUUAUGAUGAUCUUAUAGCUAGGUUGGCAGCAGCAAGAUCAGACCAAAUAUGAUGAAAUAAAGAUGAUGCAUGGGUAGAUGGAAAUGUACCAUAUAAUUCAUGGGUCAUGAUCAGUGUAGUAAUUCAUUGAUUGAAUGUACACAAAUAUACAUUUACAUGUUCUAGUCUUCUAGAUCUGAUCUGUACAAAUCAAAGGGCCAUCGUUCCUAACUUCCUAUUCCUUACCUUGCCUUUCACUUACAUCCGUAUAUGCAACUCAAUCC
Cuscuta epithymum is the source of this 1802-nucleotide messenger RNA. The record is from the annotation of a GenBank genome assembly. Lineage: Eukaryota; Viridiplantae; Streptophyta; Magnoliopsida; Solanales; Convolvulaceae.